AUGACGGAGACGAAAGCUACCGAGGCGGACGCGAAGCACCAAGGGCGGCCUCGGUUCUUCACGCCGCGCGAGGUGGCAACGCACAAUUUGACCAAGGACUGCUGGGUCUCCAUCAACCACCGCGUGCUCGACCUGUCACCUCUGAUCGAGGAGAAUCCAGGUGCCCUGGUCCAGCCGCUUGUACUCCACGCUGGCGAGGACAUCUCCCACUGGUUCGACCCAGACACUGAGGAUGUAAAAUACCAUAUCGACCCGGAGCGGAACCUGUCCGUGCCGUUCACCCCUUACGGUUGCUUCCUGCACGUGCCCCCUCCGGACCCCACAGCUAAAUGGAGGACGGCUGAUCUGUUGCCGUGGUGGCGUGACCCUCAAUACGUCGUCGGACGCCUCACCAAGAAGGCUCGCUGGCUCGAGGUCGUCAACGUACUCACCCAGCAGCGCCACUCGCUGGAAGUUUGCUGCGAGGAGACGCUGGCCGAGAUCCAGACGCGCUAUCUGCGGCUCAACGCGCACGCCGGCAGCUACACGUGGAAGCACCUGGAGGACGACGAGUUCGUGCCGCUGAACAUGCAGCGCACGCUGGACGAGAACGGCAUCCCGGACGAGUCGCCGAUCUUCGAGCGCUUCGACAUGGACGAGCAGCAGUUCAAGCCCACGCUGCACAUUUACUUCGACGACGAUCUAACCAUCAUGUAA
Phytophthora sojae is the source of this 696-nucleotide messenger RNA. RefSeq lists its product as hypothetical. The record is from RefSeq and is a predicted model, not a curated record. Bases 1 to 696 code for a protein of 231 amino acids. The transcript has 4 exons. Lineage: Eukaryota; Oomycota; Peronosporomycetes; Peronosporales; Peronosporaceae.